Messenger RNA from Cetraspora pellucida, 2595 nucleotides. The record is from the annotation of a GenBank genome assembly. Lineage: Eukaryota; Fungi; Glomeromycota; Glomeromycetes; Diversisporales; Gigasporaceae.
AUGAUUAAUGAAGGUGAAUAUUCACAAACAUCGAAGUUUGAAUAUGAAGAGCAAAAAAUUGAAAUGGAAUAUGUUCAUUUCGUGAAUCUUAGAGAAGAGAUUGACGAUACAAGUUCUAUAAUGCCAUGUACGACAGUAAACCUAAAAUUAUAUCCAUAUUCAAAUGAUAUAGACAUUUCCGAUUGUAAAUUUUGUAAUAGUGGAAGCCUCAUAAUGAGUGCAAGAUAUAAAGAAGAGAUAAUGUAUCUUAAAGCUUCAUUAAUUAAUUCAAAUAAGCAAAGCUGGACGAUUAAUAAUUCAAUUUUCUGUGGAAAAGACAAAGAUGCAAGGCAUCCUUACUUAAUAAAGAACGAUGAAAAGAAAAUGCUUUUUGAUAGAUCUCAUCCUUAUAUUGACGAAAUAUGGUACUUGAUUUGGUGUAGCUGCAUUUUCAAUAAAGAUUUUACGUUACUUGCAGUACACUUAGAAACACCAGAAGUAGGAGGUAUUAUUUACGUUUAUUCGGCAGAAAAUUCGAUUCUUUUAUCGCAAUGCCAAAUUGAAACUGAUAAAAGAUUACAUGAUUUUAAAUUUAUUUCAUCCAAUGAAGCGGAAAGAUUACUUUUGUUUUAUAAAGAUACACUUGAUGUAAGAGAUCCUUACAAUCUUCAACAUGAUGUCAUCAACGAUGAAUAUAUUUCAAAUCUGUUUACAGAACUUUUAAAUGAAAAAGAUUCAACAACAAUAAAUAUUUUGAAUGCAGAUUUUAAAACAUUGAUAGAUGAAAAAAUAUAUUGCAUACCAGAUGGAUAUUUAUGGAUUCAAAAAGUUUCUAAAAAACAAUGGAUCAAAUAUUUAAAGGGAAAGCUACAAGAUUUUAAUCAAAUGAGAAUUCUACCUAGCAAAUCUCAAAUAGAAAAAAUUUUGCAAAGACUUUUAAAGGAAAAUGAAAAUUAUGAGAUGGAGGAGACUAAAUUGUACGAAGGAUCAUUCGUGAAAUGGGAAGUAAAUAGCAAGGAAAAAGAAAUAAAAGCUUGGAAAUUUAAUUCGAAUACUUGGGAAUAUGUAGACAGUGUAAAAUUAGAAGAUAUUAGUUUAAAAUAUCAAAAAAAAAAUACAUGGUAUAUUAAAUCAAUAAUGACGCAUUUUUAUAUUUGUGAUUUGUUGCAUAAUGAUGAUUUAGCAGUAAUUGCAAGUUCCGGCUUAUUUAUAUGGUCAAUUUGGAAAAAAGACAAAAUUAGACUACUAUAUUAUAUAAUUGACGAGGAUUUUGAGAGCUUUAAAAACUUGUUUAAAAACCAAAUAAACCUUACAAAUUUAUUGGAUAAAAUAAUAAAGUAUAAAAAAAUUUCAUUACCUGCUCCAGAUUUUGAUUUUCUUAUUUAUUAUAAAAAAACGGAAACGGAAAAUAUAUUUUUUAAAAAAUUUUUAGAUGAAUUACUGGAUGAUUACAUUGAAGAUAAUAUAUUAAUGAAAUUAUAUGGGCAAGAACUUCUAAAGUGCUGUUUAAAGUUUCAACAUUAUUCAUUAGCAGAGAGAUUAUGUAAUAAAAUAUGCAAUGAAACAAAUUUAAUGAAAUUACAUGGAGGUGAAUUUUUAAAGAGUUUUUUAAAGCCUCAAUACUAUUCAUUAGCAGAGAAAUUAUGUAGUAGAAUAUUUAAAGAAACAGAAAAAGAGAACCUUUUAGAGAAAAUUCAAUUUUUAGGAAUUUUUACAUUUUCAUUUGUAGAAUUAACACAAUUUCCUCAAUUAUUAAACCGAUUUUUAUCUUAUACUUUAUUUAUUCAUUCAACCAAUAGCUAUGAAGAAAUUAAAUUGAACAAAUUUUCUUCAAAACCAUAUCUUCAGAAUCAUAUACAAUAUUUACAACCUUCUUUUACUAGUAAUAUUAAAAGAUAUUUACAACUUUCUUUUACUAGAAAUAUUAAUGAAAAGAUUAAACAUCUUUUUACUUUAUUGAUUUCUAAAGAUUCUACUCAAGUAAUUAUACAGAAAGAAAUAGAACGAAUAUUUUAUAAAGAAUUUCAAGUUAUAGUUUUAAUUUUUCCAUUACCAAAGUUUAGUUCUUAUACUCUUGAUUAUAAUUUUUGUAAAGAGUUGAUUUUUCCUAAACCUAGUAUUUUUUCUAAGCAUCAAUUUCCUGAACUUUAUAAAUAUUGGUGUGGUGAAGCUCUUCUUAAUUUUAAGUGGAAUGCCUAUGGAAAAUAUUAUUUUUUUGCUAUUUUCAUUUUUUACCUUAUUUUUAUGCUCAGUUUUCUAAUAGUUGCUACAAUUGAAGGAUUAUCAGAUAAUAUACAAAAUUUAUUGUUAAUUGCAAAUAUUAUUUUUGGAGUUUUGCAUCUUACCUUUGAAAUUCGGCAAUGCAUUUUUUCUCCUUUAUCUUGGAUUACUGAAAUUUGGAAUUAUUUUGUCACUAAAAUACAAAAUGAUAACUGGGAUGAUGAUACUAUUGAAGCACCAUUUCUUCCUAAGUCGCUAUUAAAAAUCAUUGGUAAAGCUGAAGAUAAAGAUGCGAUUCAAAACUUAACCGAUGAAAAAAUGAUAAUCCAAAAAUUAGAGGAAACUGAAAGAAUAAUUCAAGAGCUAAAAAAUAUUCUUGAAAUAAAGGUUGAAUAA